Exophiala oligosperma is the source of this 2928-nucleotide messenger RNA. RefSeq lists its product as uncharacterized. Gene Ontology annotation, biological process: arachidonate metabolic process. Bases 1 to 2928 code for a protein of 975 amino acids. NCBI's taxonomy places the organism in Eukaryota, Fungi, Ascomycota, Eurotiomycetes, Chaetothyriales, Herpotrichiellaceae. The record is from RefSeq and is a predicted model, not a curated record. The transcript is spliced from 6 exons. Gene Ontology annotation, cellular component: membrane.
AUGAAGCUUUGCAACCAUCAUCCAUGGCUCAGGGUAUGCGAGCAGGGCUAUGAGACGUCUCUGAUCGACACAGGUAGAUUGGAGAUGUUGAGUUCACGAUCUGAGCAGCCCGAUGAUGCCUGUCCCAGCCUCAUCGUAUUUGUAGGUCAACAAGCAAAAUCGAUCGCCCUCGAGAAGCUCUUCGACAUCCCUCGAAGUCGCCUGUUCAAGGGCAAACCUUAUGUUGGAGAUGUUGACCUUCACGUGGUGUCUGAAUCGCCCAGUUCCAGAAGACCCAUCCUCGUUGCCGCUGGUUCAGUCGGUAGCAAGCGGGUUCGUCGCACCCCGAACCGCCACCGCUGCCACGAUGGAAGCAGAUGGCCUUUGCGCACCUUGCCUGGUGGAACCGAGCCUCAUCAUAUGCAACACACCGAACAAGCAAUCUAUAGCCGGCUUCUUCUACCCUUCACCGAUCUUUUCUGUAUCUUUGCCUCCGACCUAGGAGGAUUCCGAGGAGUUGCUUCUCAGUUGGCGGGUUGGCUGCGUGACGUGACCGUCCCUAUCUCCACACCUUUCAACCGACCUUCCGUGGUCGUCGUGACUGACAAAAUCCCACUGACCCCGAUGGCAGAAACCGAAGCCCAAAAAGCCCUGCUCUUGUUGUUGAAUGAAGAGACCAGCCAAGAUCCAUUUGUUUUGUUCUCAUUUAUCGAAGUUGUUGCCGUUCCCCGCAGUCAGAAAUUUCGUUCCCAAGGGUCCUUGGAGCGCCUGCAGCAUCGACUUCUCUUGCGUAUCCGAAAAGCCGAGCAAGUCAGACGUGAGACCCGUACUUUGUAUUCUCCGACCCACUUUGCAGCCUUUUUCAAAUCAGCCUGUGAGCACUUCUCCACCUCGGGCUCGGAGCCGUUUGAUUUUAUCAAAGCCUCUCGGUCUCACAACCCAUUGGCGGAAGACCAUGCGCUGCACCUGGCGAACCUCUUGAGGACUUGCGAUACCGCCCAAGAUCUGACGGACUUUGUGGUGCCUGUCAUCGCCUCGAGUCUGAUGAUCGAUAGCUACCCCCCGGACUGCCACGGAUUUGACUCUGUCCAAGUCUUUCAGUCGCUUUACCGGGACGCUCUCCGUGAAGCAGUUGGUGGCCGGGUGGUAUCUUUCGAGGGAUCGUCGGAUAUCAUCUUGCGUUCGGCCGUCCUCAAGCUCGUCCAGGGUAAGUUGUCGCAAUACUGUGAUUCAUUGGGCUCUGGGACAGACGUACCCAGUGCGUCUCUGCAUUUACAUACACUCCAACAAUUUGUGGACAGAUGGAGUCGUAUCUGCAGCGAGGCCACUUGCCUGUGCUGCAUACGGCGAACACCACGGUAUCGACUCCCCUGUGGGCACUGUCUCUGCGAGACAUGUAUUCAAAUCUUCGGGCACACCCUAUCCAGUCGGCCUUGGACCUAUGUAAUCUCGUCAUGCUUUCUCUGUAAGCGUGCAUGGGAUCGAGACAUCACGGUGGCGGUUAAGCCUCCGACCAGUGGAGUGAGCAUCCUCAGCAUCGACGGAGGCGGAACUCGGGCUAUCAUCCCACUAACCGUGCUGAGGAGACUUCAGGACCGAAUUGGCCUCCCGAUCCCGAUUCAGAAGUUUUUCAAAGUGGUAGGUGCCGUCAGCUCCGGAAGUUUCGUCGCAUUGAACAUGUGGAACCGUGGUGACUCAGUCGACAAAUCUAUCCAGAUGAUGUUGCAAUUGGCGGAGGCGGCAUUCGAACAAGAUAAAACCAGCAAAAUUCCUCUGGUCUCUUGGCUCACGAAGAUGGUGAAGUGGUAUGUUCGAGAUGGCCGCUAUCGUCCAGACAACCUCGAAUCGAUUCUGCAGUCUCUUCUGGGGAGGUCAACAACGAUGCAGGACUGCUCCUACGCCACGGGACUAGGCGCCAAACUUCUGGUGUUAGCCGCCACCGUUUUGAAGACACCUUCCUGCCACCUAUUUACAAACUACAACAAAGCCGUGCAGAAUAAUCUCAACCCAGGAGAUUGGACAGGAGCCCGGAAAGCUCGUCUUUGGGAAAUCGCCCGGGCUGCGUCUGCCGCCCCAACAUUCUUUCCGACCAAACAGGUUCCUCAAUUGGGUACGUUUCAAGACGCGGGCCUUUUGGAGAACGAUCCGGUCAGCACUGUAGUGUCGGAGGCGAAGAUGCUCUAUCCGUCGUCACGGACGGAUUUAAUCGUAUCUUUAGGCACCGGAACAAUCCCCGAUGCCGACGUCGCGGAAGGUGCUCAUACCGCCAGGCCCCGGAAGGCUCCCUUUCGCAUCCAGGACUUGAUCUGGGAAAAAUCGAGAGACAAGCAGGUUCGCCAAGCGUUCGCCCAUCAUCCUGAAUACCACCGUCUGGACCACGAAAUGGAUCGCGACUAUGCACUUGACGACGUGAGUCAAAUGCCAAAGCUUCUGGAUAGAGUCGAGGCCGAUGAUUCGCUGACAGAGCCGAUCGAUCGCGUGGCUCGCUGUGCCUUCGCCUCCCUCUUUCACUUCGAGCUGAGUGGGAUGCCUUCCCGUCGAAAUGGGAAAUACAUUGGAGUCGGGUUCAUUUUGUGCUCCAUACCAGGGGUCGACCCGGCUUUCAAGUCAUUAUUCACUCGGCUUGCAUCUGAACGCGCUCAACUGUACGUCAACGGACAACCUAUCUCUUGCACGUGGGAUGAUGGCAGGGACCGUGAUGAGAAUGGCAAUUUCUGCAAGCGUAUUCAAUAUGAAACUGGAGAUCAAAUCAGCAUAACCAUGUGCAUGAGCGGCACAUCUGCUCCAGGGUCUCAUAUAAGUGGGCUACCGUCUGCCAUUGUUCAUCUUGUGAAGGCACAAGGGUUGAACGCGUAUUUUGGGACAUCUGACCAUCGAAAACGAAAGAGGAUCGCUGAUGAUGAUGUGCGUACUGCAAAGAAGAAAUGUUUAAUCGGUGGGUUUGCAUGA